UUCGUUUUUGGAUUUAAUUCUCUCAGCUAGCUUCCCUCGCUAACAUUUGCAGUGCUCGCGGUUCUUUGUUGCAUUUGCUGGUGAGAAGCUCAGUUUCCUAGGGUUUUCAUUCCAUGGCGUCGCACGCUCAUCUCGAUGAUGAUGAUGAUUUUGGAGGCGACUUCACUGGAACGCACAGCAAUAGGCAUUCAGGAAAUAAGAGAGGUUUUGGAGAUCUUGAAGAUGACGAGGACGACUUCUUUGGCUCCAAAAAGGCUAACUCUAAAGUAGAAGAAACUGCUCCAGGUGUAGCGACAGGAAUGAUUCUGUCUCUUCGAGAGAGUCUGAAAAGCUGCGAGGAUACGCUUGCAACAUGCCGGACAGAGCUUGAAACUGCUAAGUCUGAGAUUCAGAAGUGGAUUUCUUCAUUUCAGAACGAGAAUUUCAUUCCUGCUGGGUCUUCCCCUGAACCUAAAUAUGUGGUCAAUUAUCUUCAAUCCCUGAAGUCAUCAGAGGAGUCUGCAAGAGACCAGCUAGAAAAGGCAAAGAAGAAGGAAGCUGCUUUUAUUGUUACUUUUGCAAAACGAGAGCAGGAGAUUGCAGAGUUGAAGGCUGCAGUCCGGGACUUGAAAGCACAGCUGAAGCCACCAUCAAUGCAGGCAAGGAGAUUAUUGUUAGAUCCUGCAAUACAUGAAGAGUUUACUCGUCUGAAGAACUUGGUGGAAGAAAAAGACAAAAAGGUGAAGGAGUUGCAAGAUAACAUUGCCGCAGUCAGUUUUACUCCGUCUAGCAAGAUGGGUAAAAUGCUAAUGGCUAAAUGCAGGACUCUGCAAGAAGAAAAUGAGGAGAUAGGAAAUCAAGCUGCUGAAGGAAAGAUGCAUGAAUUAGGAAUGAAGCUUGCCUUGCAGAAAUCCCAAAAUACAGAACUUAGAAGUCAAUACGAAGCCUUGCAGAAACAUAUGGAAGGGCUGACAAAUGACGUUGAGAGAUCAAACGAAUUGGUUAUCGUUUUGCAAGAGAAACUAGCCGAGAAGGACCGCGAGCUUCAAAUCUUGAAGGAAACUUUAGAACAGCCGAAGAGCCCAAUAGUCGAGGAUGAUAAGGCUGAUUCACCACCUACCGAGAAUCUGCCCAAAGACGAGGCUAUGAUUUCUGGCGACGCUGAAAGCUGAGAUCAAAUAGAUGAUAUCAAAAUUUUGUAACAGAUCAAAUCUAAGUUAAUCUAAGUUUUCCUCCUGUAUAUGACAUUCAAUUUCCUUACCGUGACAUUUUAUUUAUCAGCUACUUUAAGUACAGUAUGUUUUAUGGGAGAACAGUGAAGGUGUCUCGGCUCUACUAAAGGGGUGAAAAUCAGGAUUAAUUUUACUUAUGGUUAUUUAUAUUUCAUCUUAGGUAAAAUGUGAAAAAAGCACAACAUUUAUAUUUCCUA
This is a messenger RNA of Cucurbita moschata (crookneck pumpkin), 1408 nucleotides long. Its product is annotated as FKBP12-interacting protein of 37 kDa-like. The transcript is spliced from 14 exons. The record is from RefSeq and is a predicted model, not a curated record. Gene Ontology annotation, cellular component: nucleus. NCBI's taxonomy places the organism in Eukaryota, Viridiplantae, Streptophyta, Magnoliopsida, Cucurbitales, Cucurbitaceae. The coding region runs from base 114 to 1151 and encodes 345 amino acids. Gene Ontology annotation, biological process: regulation of alternative mRNA splicing, via spliceosome.